Molecule: messenger RNA, 3362 nt
Organism: Conger conger (European conger)
Lineage: Eukaryota; Metazoa; Chordata; Actinopteri; Anguilliformes; Congridae
Gene: dcaf12
Product: DDB1 and CUL4 associated factor 12
Exons: 9
Coding region: 271-1776 (501 amino acids)
Cellular component (GO): Cul4-RING E3 ubiquitin ligase complex
Molecular function (GO): protein binding
Source: RefSeq, a predicted model, not a curated record
AGGAGAUACUAGACGGCGGAGGCAAUCAGCGCACCCGGUAGGAGGGGUAACCUUUCUGGGUAAAACGCUCUUCGACGACUGAGAACUAAAGCGCGGAGGCCUGAGUGGUGGAGGUGGGAGGGGAGGACAGUGAACUUCUGCCGCGAUCCUUUCUAGCUGCGGGAAACUGCUUCGAUACAGGCAGUAAAAUAGCAAAGUGCCAUUAUAUGAUCCAGUACCCAGCGUUACUGUUGCCCUCGAUGUGGGUGAGGGACCUGUGUGUGUCGGAUUAUGGCGAGAAAAACAGUUAGCAGGAAAAGGAAGGCAGGGGAGCCCAAGGAACAACAACAGGUGGGCUGGUGCCAGUCUCCCUGUAAGCGUGCGCGUGUGUCCUCCUCGUCCUCCUCCUGGUGGUGUUCAUGGCGCUGGCGGCGCUCGCUGGUGUGUGCGCUGCGGGGGCGGGAGUUCCGUCCGCAGCAGCAGCAGGAGUGGCGGCUCCAGCGCAGCCUGAGGGGCUUCGCCGCCGGCCGGCUGCCCGGCAUCCUGCGGGAGCGCCAGUUCUCCCUGGGCUGCCUCAACAAGGUGUUCGCCUCGCAGUGGCUCAACCACCGACAGGUGGUGUGUGGGACCAAGUGCAACACGCUGUUUGUUUUGGAUGUUCUGACUGGGCAGGUCACGCGCAUCCCCAUGCUGAAGGACAGGGAGGUGCAGUGCGGGGUGGGAGGUGCAGGAGAUGCAGGAGGAGGCGUGGCAGGCCUGGUGAAUGGGCCAACGGGCUCCAUGGGGGCCGUCCCGGGGGUGGCACCAGGGGCAGGGCCAGGGACGGUGCUCGGGACGGUGCUGGACCAGCAGAGCUGUGGAAUCCACGCCAUCGAGCUCAACCCCUCCAGCUCCCUAUUGGCCACCGGGGGGGACAACCCCAACAGCCUGGCCGUGUAUCGCCUACCCACACUGGACCCCGUCUGCCUGGGGGAUGAUGGACACAAUGACUGGAUCUUCUCCAUCGCCUGGAUCAGUGACACCAUGGCUGUAUCCGGGUCCCGGGACGGCUCCAUGGGGCUGUGGGAGGUGUCUGAGGAGGUGCUGAACAUGACGGAGAGGAGGCAGGAUGCCGAAGGUGUCCCGAGUUAUUCCCACAUCUCCCACCGUGCCCUGAAGGACAUUCCCAAAGAGUACACCAACCCCUACAACUGUAAGGUCCGGGCCCUGGCCUUCAACGAUGGGCACAAGGAACUGGGUGCGGUGUCCCUUGAUGGCUAUUUUCACCUGUGGAAAGCUGAGCACAACCUGUGCAAGCUGCUGUCCACGAAGCUACAGCACUGCAAAGAGAACGUGUGCCUGGCGUACGGCCGGGAGUGGUCCGUCUACGCCGUGGGGUCCCAGGCCCACGUCUCCUUCCUGGACCCACGGGAGCCCCCCCACACCAUCAAAUCCGUCAGCUCGCGGGAGAGAGGGAGCGGUAUACGGUCUGUGAGCUUCUACGAGCACAUGGUUACCGUGGGGACGGGCCAGGGCUCCCUGCUCUUCUAUGACAUCAGAGCCCAGCGCUUCCUGGAGGACCCGUCCAGCCCUGCCUGCGGCUACCGCCAACGGCCUGGAGAGGCCAUCCUCAAACUCAGCACUGGAGCCGGCUGGCUGAACCAUGAUGAAACCUGGAGGAGCUACUUCUCAGACAUCAGCUCCUUCCCCAACGCGGUGUACACGCACUGCUACGACUCCUCCGGCACCAAGCUUUUCGUGGCGGGAGGGCCCCUGUGCUCCGGUCUCCACGGCAACUACGCGGGCCUGUGGAGCUAGCGUGGCGGGACUCCUCCCCCUCCACCUAUCCCUCCUUCCCCUAUCCUCCCUGUCCCACCCAUGCCUUGCCCUCCGUUUGCUUUUCUCCAGCUCUGUCCAUCGGCGUACGCAGGCUGUAGGUUCUCCCAUAUUCCUGUCAUCCUCCUUUACCUUUUCUCUCCUUCAUUUCCCUCGUUUCCUUGGAAUCUGGUAGUCUGAGGUCUUUCUUCCCCUCACUCCCCCUGUCCGCCAUCUUUGUUUUCACCUUUCAGCCACUAGCUUCACUGUCUCUCUCUCUCUCUUUCUCUCUCUCUUUUAAUAGAUUACUACUACUUUGGUGUUUGACUAACUGUUCCGGGAGCGUUAUGCUGCUUUUGGGGGGCUCCCCUUGUCUGUGUGGAGGUCUGUCUGGUCUGUCUAAACCUGCAUCAGGAGGAUAAAACAAACAGACAGUUAAACCAUCCUCCACUCUCCCAUUGCAAUUUCUUUACUUUUGUGGAGGUGGGGCUCCGAUUUAGGACCUGUCCAUCGUUUGUCCAGAUGAUUGACAGCUGACUGUUUUGGCUCCUCCCCUCUCUCCGGGGACAGACUGUAUUAAAAGGAGGAAGAGAAAGAGAGGGAUGUGUUAUUGCGCGGGAGGGAAGGAAAACGGAGUUGGGUUUUGUGCAGUGGCUCAGAGACGCGGGUGACCGACGCAGCGGGGCGCUGGGUCCGGAAGCAGGUCAGGAGCCCUGCCGAGUCUGGAAAAGGGCAAACGAAGAGAGUCAAAGGGAGCGCGAUGAGCGGGAAUGCCGUGAGGAUGCUGGUGUCGGCGUGCCCAGUUCUGGGAAUGGCAAAGAACUAUUUCAGCCCGGAUUUGAUUCUACCCUGCGUGUGAUUUGAUAUUAAAGAAAGCCUUAUUUAUUUAUACCCCCACACAUGCACACACGCGCUCACAUGCGCACACACACACACACACAGACACACAUGCGCGUGCACACACACACACGCACACGCACACGCACACAUGCACACAUUCACUUUGAGCUUAUGAUCUGUAUGAGGAGUAUGUUGUUUUGUUCUUUGUCACUAUUGUUGUCCCCCCCCCCCCAUCCCUUCUGUCAAGAGAAGGGCAUCGACCCAUUCUCUAUUGUUAUUGGUCAGAAUCAGGGGCAUCUAUUCCUUCUGUUCUUAUAGGUCAGAAUCUGGGCUACGGUGAAUUACAUUGUCGCCCCCUCCUGGUCUUUCUGUGAAAGGCUGUUGCUGGCGACAUUCUUUCUGUUUAUUGCAUUGUUCAUGAGGUUGUCUGCAUAGUGUAAGAACAUAAACAAACAACAAACCCCAAUAACAACCAUAUACUCCGCAAAAUAACCAUCACUUUUAAAGAUGUAUUUUAUAUAUAAAUGUCUAUGUAUACGUAUGUGAAAUCUAGGCAUAUGCAUACGCUUAUAUAUAUAUGUUUGGGAAAAUGUGUGAACUAACCUGUCUUUUAUUUUGGUGGUGCCCUCUUUUAUAUACACAUCAUGAAUGUUUUUACGAUUUAUUGAGUGUGACAAUAUUGUACGACAUCAACAACGACAAAGUCCUGCCCCACAAUAUCUGGAAGUAAUAAAAGCGUAUUGAUAAUU